This is a messenger RNA of Suillus fuscotomentosus, 1803 nucleotides long. RefSeq lists its product as uncharacterized. The transcript is spliced from 7 exons. Bases 1 to 1803 code for a protein of 600 amino acids. The record is from RefSeq and is a predicted model, not a curated record. Lineage: Eukaryota; Fungi; Basidiomycota; Agaricomycetes; Boletales; Suillaceae.
AUGCCUGAGGCUGACAUUCCAGGGAAGAAAAAAGGUCAAGGAUGUUCGACUUGGGCCACCAGAACGAAGUUCAAGUUUCUGGAUGCUUGUGCAACAGAAUGGCAGGAGAGCUUAGACAAUAACUCUUCCACCUCAUUCUACACCUCUGUGACUCGGCUAUGGGUCAAAAAAUAUGGCUGGUAUUUUGAUUAUUGGUCAGAUCUUGAAGAGGACAUUGAAGAUCCAGCAGAUGACGACCUGGAUUUCGCAGAUGGAGCAGAUGGCAAGGAGGAGCUGACGAAAUGCAACAACUAUUUUGAUGUGAUGCAUGUGUGGUAUCACCAUCAUUAUCGUAAAGCACAAACUGCCAUCACCAACAACAAUAUGGAAAUGGCUUUGAAUACCUUAGGCAACUUUGCACCAAAACCUCCACGAAAGCCCCGAAUCCUGCAAUUUUACUCAGCGAAUUUCUACAAUGAUUGCAUCAAGCACGCUGCGGAGUUCGAGAUUAUGAAGAAGUUAAACGAAUACAAAGUUCAGUUGCGGGAGUGGGAGAGAAUGUGGCGUCCAGAAAGCCAAAAUUUCAGAGAUGAGGUUGAGACCAAGAUGAAGGAAGAGCAUAGGAUUGCAUUGGAGGCAUAUGAGAGUGGUGUGCAGGUUAUGUCCGCUGUGACUCCUACUGCACAAGAUUACCACAAUAACAUAUCUCAAGCAGCUGCGUUCCUUCAGCCUUUGGCUGAUGCAAUCCAAAAGCAGUUUGGUAUGGCGACUUCCAUCUUGAUGGUUGGCCCAAUCCCUUCGCUAAAAGGCAGAAUUGAGAUGAGAAGUGUUCACUCGGGUGCAACUAAUGCAGCCCUACCUCAACUAUGGCCUCAGUUCGACCCCGACAGAUUUACUGCUGUGAGUCAGUCCAUGGUGAAGUUUGGCGAGCAUGUAUUUUCCAACAUUGAUGAAGCAUCAUCAGAUUGUGUGGCUCGAGCGCUGUCUUCCUCCCCUAUAGCCGAUAAUGAGGAUCCCUCAGUUAAUGCACCUGUUGACCACAUCACACCUACUGCUACAGUCCCACCGGCUUCCUCUACUGUGCGGGAGCUCAGCUCAUCUCACAUCCUUACGCCUGAAGAUGAGCCUCAAUGUAAUUCUCAGGAGGGAUCGUCCAACGCUGCACGUAAUACUUCCCCUCCCGCAUCUCUGAGUGACAUAACACCUCUCGCACCUCCCACCAUUACACCGGAGGUCUCUCCUUCUAUUGUUGGUUCUCCACCAACCCCAGUCCCUUCUGUUGACUCUCUUGCAAAUCCUACUGCGACUGUACCUGCUGAAGAACCGAAAUUUGAUCUCUCAGGGAAGAGCAUCCCACUUACCAAAUGCCCCAAGGAUUUCAAGAUCUGGUUUCAUGGCAGCCGCAAGGACUUUCUUCCCAAAAACUUCAACGAGUUUGUCAGUGGCAUGGUGGCAUGGUGGACAGCCAUCCAACCUGAUGACCGUGAAUGUGAUUCUCAAGGCGCGCAUAUGCGUGAAACACAGGACGCAGAUUGGUCACGGCUUCGCAAGGCAGGAAGGAAUGGCAUGUACUUAAUUGUGGUAGGUCUGAUGUGGUGGCACAACAUGAUUUCUAACAACAAGACCAUGGGAGAAUGGCUUGCCAUAGUUGAGGAUGUCUCUUGGGUGCUCGAGAGCAUGGUGGCCACCCACAUUGAUGAAUGUGUGUCUCCCACACCCUCACCACCUUCCCCAUUGACUGUCCACUGUGGCAAGUGCAAGAUUACUGUGGUGGAGAGUACGAACGGUGUGAGUACCAGGUCUAAGCGGGCGAGGGCUACCUAA